Messenger RNA from Ochotona princeps (American pika), 1498 nucleotides. It is a transcript of the gene MTERF2, whose product is annotated as mitochondrial transcription termination factor 2. Gene Ontology annotation, cellular component: mitochondrial matrix. NCBI's taxonomy places the organism in Eukaryota, Metazoa, Chordata, Mammalia, Lagomorpha, Ochotonidae. The transcript has 3 exons. The record is from RefSeq and is a predicted model, not a curated record. Gene Ontology annotation, biological process: regulation of DNA-templated transcription; termination of mitochondrial transcription. Gene Ontology annotation, molecular function: double-stranded DNA binding. Bases 219 to 1403 code for a protein of 394 amino acids.
UCUUGGGACCCUGCCCCAGCCCGGACUUCACACCUGAAGAGACAGGUCUGCGAGGGAAGAGGCAAAGCCCGGGACUGCUGCGCCUUGCUUAGAGCCGACAGUGAUUGGCAAGAUCACACUUUCGCUAAGCUGUAGAGAAGCCCAAGUGGACCAGCUAAAGCCUAGAAAACAAGGAUGAAGAUUCCAGGUAUAAUGAAUAUAUUCUGAAUCCCAGGACAAUGGGACUGAGCCAGGGGGUUACAGGCCUGUUGUGCAAGUUGCUGUUGUGGUCCCAGCCCCGCCGGCUGAUUUCCUUCAGAAAGGUGCAGUCAGUUCCAGGGAACAGACCUUUUCUUGCAUGCUUCACCUAUACAACUGAUAGACAGUCAAACAAAGAAAACAGGAGAACAGUGGAAAAACUCUGUCAGUUUUCUGUUGAUAUUAGCAAAAUUCGUAGAGUAAAAGAAUGGGUACUUCUGGAAGAUAAAACCUAUGUCGAAGAAAUUGCCAGUAUUUUACAAAAACUAGGUGCCAGUGACACUGUGAUAGCCAGUAUUCUGGAACGCUGCCCAGAAGCAAUUAUCUGUAGUCCACCUGCCGUUGACACCCAGAGGAAACUCUGGCAACUGGUCUGCAAAAAUGAGGAAGAGUUAAUCAAAUUAAUAGAGCGGUUUCCAGAAUCUUUCUUUACUGUUAAAGACCAGGAGCUCCAGAAGUUCAAUGUUGAGUUCUUUCAAGAGCUGGGACUCAAGAAUGUUGUCAUUAGCAGGUUCUUGACAACUGCGUCACCUAUCUUCCAUAAUCCUGUUGGGAAGAAUAAGCAGAUGAUACAGAUUCUCCAGGAGAGUUACCUAAAUCUGGGUGGCUCGAAGGCCAACAUGAACGUUUGGUUACUGAAAUUACUGAGCCAAAAUCCAUUUAUUUUGUUAAAUUCUCCUACAGCUGUAAAGGAAACACUGGAAUUCCUCCAGCAGCUAGGUUUUACAAACUCAGAAAUUCUACAACUUCUGUCCAAACUCAAAGGUCUUCUUUUUCAGCUUUGCCCUGAAAGUAUACAGGACAGCAUUUCUUUCUCUAAAAAUACUUUCAAGUGCACAGAUGAUGACCUCAGGCAGUUGGUUUUGAAAUGCCCUGCCCUUUUAUAUUACUCUGUUUCAGUUUUAGAAGAGAGAAUUCAGGGAUUAUUAACAGAAGGAAUUUCCUUAGCUCAGAUAAGGGAGACACCUAUGGUUCUUGAGCUAACACCACAGAUAGUGCAGUACCGGAUGAGGAAACUAAAUACCUUAGGCUACAGAAUGGAAAAUGGGCAUCUAGCAAAUCUAAAAGGAACAAAACAAGAGUUUGAGUCUAACUUUGGUAAAAUUCAAGCUAAGAAAACCCGACCAUUGUUUAAUCCUGUUGCACCAUUAAAAGUUGAAGAGUGACUACUGAUGUUUUUCUAGCAAUACAAAGUGAAACUGAUCAGUAGAAACUUAAGCAAUUCAUGUAAUUUAUAAACAAUAGUAGUGUUAAGAAAAUA